Ylistrum balloti is the source of this 960-nucleotide messenger RNA. RefSeq lists its product as uncharacterized. The record is from RefSeq and is a predicted model, not a curated record. Gene Ontology annotation, molecular function: zinc ion binding; nucleic acid binding. Bases 1 to 960 code for a protein of 319 amino acids. The transcript has a single exon. Lineage: Eukaryota; Metazoa; Mollusca; Bivalvia; Pectinida; Pectinidae.
AUGAGUUAUCGUCACGUUGACGUUGACGUACUCCGGAACACUGUCCGUUUCCAGGUUUCCGGCCCUAGAAGAAACAGUGUCACCAGAUUUGAGAUUGUCCGUGCUUUGCUGGACUGUGAUGUUCCCGGGAGCGAUAUCAGGUCCGUUUUCCGGUGCGAGGCGCCGAAUGCUUGGUUCGCCACGGUGUCGUCAAUGGAACAGGUGGACGCUAUUGUGGACAAUGGCAACCUGGAGAGGGGACAGUUUUGUUUACGACCGGAGCGUUGCGACCAAAGACGGCUUACGAUCCGUGUCCAGUGGCUGCCAUCUUGGAUAUCGGACGAGGGCAUCGCCAGUCAUUUCGAUGGCAUUUAUGGCAAAGUGGUGGCUAUCGAAAGAGAGAAAGAUGAGUUAAGUGGGGUGAUGUUAGAGACUGGCACGAGGAUAAUAUCAAUGGUCAUCCGUGAGGGUGACCAAGAUGCCAUUCCCUACAGGGACAGGAUUUUUGGGAAGACAGCCCUGAUAGUUGUUCCAGGGAGACCGCCGAUUUGCCUGCGUUGUCAACAGGUAGGGCAUGUAAGGGCCCAGUGUCCUGGAAGGCCUGUAGUGACAGCGAAACAAUCAUACGCAGCGAAGGUGACCUCAACGGUGUCCCCAGAAGAAACCGUGAGCCCCUCGCCCGGAGGGAGCGGUAUGGAGACCGCGAGUCCCUCGCCCGGAGGGAGCGGCAAGGAUUCCACAAGCCCCUCGACCGGAGGGAACGGUUGCGAAGGACCUCAUCACACUGUAAAGCGCCCUGGAACUCAGAUGGAUCACGAGGGAUUCCAGAUGGCUAAGAAGGGGAAACACUCCGGUGCUUCCCCCGUCAUUUUGACCAAUGGGGACUUGGCCCCUGGUCAGAGGACCCCCGUUGGACCCCAGGAGGACGAGGCGAUGUCCGAUUCGUCGGAAGGUUUGCUCGUCAUAGAUGAGGAGGCCUGA